GCCAUGCCUGCAAUUCGCUAGUCUUGGUCCACGACAUUCUUAAUGGGUAAUUCACGACAAGCCUGUAUUUUACCGCGCGCGAUUUUCCCUCGUACUUACAUAUUACCGCUAAGGACGUCUUGUAACCAAGUCUAUGAACCUUUUUUGUGUACAUUAUUCUGUAUGUGGCGUACAAAAAGUGGUGCAAAACAAGGGAGGGCGCCUUUGGCUUUGCAACAGCGCCACGUCCGUGUGAAAUGCCUUUAAACAACUGGCUUGCAAAAAGAGAACAUAAACAUGGGUAAGCGAAAAGAAGAAAGACAAUCAAGUCCACAUGUUGACGUAGGUGAAGAAGAGUUUUCUAAAGACUCUUCCAGCAGUUCACACAAGAAGCACAAGAAACACAAACACCAUAAGAAACAUCACAAACACAAGAGGGGUCAUCAUGACAGCUCCAGUCCACUACGCAGCCCUGAACCAGUCCUAUCCUCUGAGCCUAUCAUGAGUGACCCAUCUGGCAAACCACAACUGAAGCUCAAAAUCAAGAUUGGAGGACAGACACUGGGGACAAAAAGUUAUGACAAAGUCAUCUCUCCACGUUUCUCGAGUGAAGAUGAAGAUGAGGACGAAGACGAAGAUGACGAUAUGGAAGAGGCAGACAUUGAGGAGGCAGGAGAUGAUGAUGAGGAGGAGGAGGAGGAGGAGGAGGAUAUGGAAGAUGUUGAGGCUGAGCAAGUGGAGGUGGUGCAAGAUGAUGAAGAUGAAGGAGAAAGAUUUACCCCAUGGCAAGAUCAGACACCUCCAGCCUCCAUCCAUGGAUCACCUUCAGAAAAUCCUGAUGAAGAGGAGGCUUGGCUUGAUGCCUUGGAGGCAGGCCAGCUGGAUGAUUAUGGGGAAAUCAAACGAGACAAAGAUCCUUCCUUACUCACAGCUAGGCAGAGAGCAAUGCUUCACGGGAUGUCUGCAGAGGAGGAGAAGCAAUUAUUGCAACUACCUAGCGGAGCUAAACCCCCUGAGAUGACUGUUGAGAUGCUCGAGAAAAAAGCUGAGAAGGCUCAGAAGAGACGAGCGCAGGCGCACAAGAAGGUGGAGGAACAUAAGAAACAAACCAUUGCAAGACUGUUGAAGAAACAAGACAGCAAGUUAAAAGGAAUGAAGGCCAGAUCAAGGCGUGGAGCUGAUUCACCUCGCAUUCGCUACGUUAGUAACAUGCACAGAGUGACUCUAUCAUUCCCACUGGGUAUGCACUAUCCACUGGACAAGCAAGUGGCACAAGCUCCUAAGCCAGUGGUUGUAUGUGGAGCAGCAGGUUGCAGUAAUCCUAAGAAGUACUCUUGCUCCAAGACUGGGAUCCCUCUAUGCAGCUUGGAGUGUUACAAGAGGAACUUAGUGGCAGUACAGCCAGUCACUUGUGCAUCUUAAGCAUUCCUAUAAAUCCUUCAAAACGACCUGGUCAAAUGAAGCACAAAGAAGGGUACUAUUGGGCUCCUGUGCCGCGGGGAUUGGGAGGAUUUCAGAUGUCCUAGCACAAUAGAAAUAGGGUUAAAAAACAGUGCAGUCCUCUGAGCCAGUAAAGUAAUGAAAUGGUCCGGGGUUGGGAAAAAAUGUUGCAACCUGAGGCCACUUCUGCGAAUGUGUACAAAGUCUAUGGAGAGUCAAGAAAAAUUUUCUAAGUA
Molecule: messenger RNA, 1655 nt
Organism: Patiria miniata (bat star)
Lineage: Eukaryota; Metazoa; Echinodermata; Asteroidea; Valvatida; Asterinidae
Product: INO80 complex subunit B-like
Exons: 8
Coding region: 277-1401 (374 amino acids)
Biological process (GO): chromatin remodeling
Cellular component (GO): Ino80 complex
Source: RefSeq, a predicted model, not a curated record